AUGGAUUACUCCUACCUGAACUCCUAUGACUCGUGCAUGGCUGCCAUGGAAGCAUCGGCCUACGCGGACUUCAGCUCGUGCAGCCAGGCCAGUUCGUUCCAGUACAACCCCAUCCGCAGCGGACCUUUCUCCAACCCGGCCUGCGCACCGCUCAGCACGGCUAGUUGCACCCUGGGGGCCCUGAGGGACCACCAGCCCACGCCGUACUCCUCAGUCCCUUACAAGUUCUUCUCGGAUCCUUCGGGCCUGAACGAGAAGCGGAAGCAAAGGCGCAUCCGGACCACAUUCACCAGUUCCCAGCUAAAGGAGCUGGAGAGGGUCUUCGCCGAGACUCACUAUCCGGACAUUUACACCCGAGAGGAGCUGGCUCUGAAGAUAGAUCUGACAGAGGCCAGAGUACAGGUGAGAAGAACAGUAUCCAACACCGGUGUGUGUGUGUGUGUGUACCAGGUGUGGUUUCAGAACAGGCGCGCCAAGUUCCGCAAGCAGGAGCGUGCCGCCAACGCCAAAGCCAACGGGGGCACAGGGGCCACCACGAGCACCACAGGCUCGGCGGGGAAGAAAGGCGGCGAAACGAGAUCUUCGUCGGACGACGAUGAGUCCAAAGAGUCCACUUGCAGCCCCACGCCCGACAGCACGGCCUCGCUUCCGGGCUCCGCCAAUGGGAACUUGGGCAGUCCCUCAAGCUUGAGCCCCAGCCCGGCUCCGACCAACGGCGGUUACGUCAACACCUCCGCCGGAUCUCCGGUCUUGCAGGGGCUGAAGGCGGCCAGCUGGUCCGGCCUGGGGCCGUCCAACCCGGCCGUGGCCCAGCCCGCCGUCCAGACUCAGGAGAUUCUGAAGGCCUGGCAGCCGGCGGACAGUAUGACGGGGCCUUUUGCUGGAGUCCUGUCCUCCUUCCACAGAAAACCCAACGGCGCCAUCAAGACGAACCUGUUCUGA
Nerophis lumbriciformis (worm pipefish) is the source of this 942-nucleotide messenger RNA. Lineage: Eukaryota; Metazoa; Chordata; Actinopteri; Syngnathiformes; Syngnathidae. The record is from RefSeq and is a predicted model, not a curated record.